Messenger RNA from Equus quagga, 559 nucleotides. It is a transcript of the gene TXNDC17, whose product is annotated as thioredoxin domain containing 17. Gene Ontology annotation, cellular component: cytosol. The record is from RefSeq and is a predicted model, not a curated record. Gene Ontology annotation, molecular function: protein-disulfide reductase [NAD(P)H] activity. The coding region runs from base 69 to 440 and encodes 123 amino acids. Lineage: Eukaryota; Metazoa; Chordata; Mammalia; Perissodactyla; Equidae. The transcript has 4 exons.
ACGUGGGACCCCGCCCCGCGGCGGCGCAGCCCGAAGACGCCUCUGGCGGUGCGCGGCGUGUUCUCCCGAUGGCCCAGUACGAGGAGGUGAGGGUGUCCGGCUUCGAGGAGUUCAACCGGGCUGUGGAGCAGCACAAGGGCAAAACUAUUUUCGCCUACUUCACCGGCUCUAAGGACGCCGGAGGGAAAAGCUGGUGCCCCGACUGCGUACAGGCUGAACCAGUUGUACAAGAGGGGCUGAAGCAUGUUGGCGAAGGAUGUGUGUUCAUCCACUGCCAAGUAGGAGAAAGACCUUAUUGGAAAGAUCCAAAUAAUGACUUCAGGAAAAAUCUGAAAAUAACUGCAGUGCCUACACUACUUAAAUAUGGAACACCUCAAAAACUGGUAGAAUCUGAGUGUCUUCAGGCCAACCUUGUGGAGAUGUUGUUCUCUGAAGAUUAAGAUUUGACAAUGGCAAUUGUGUCUUGAUUUCCUGAUUUGCUCCAGUAUAAAAGAAACUGCAUAGUUGCUUUGAAUUCAUGAUAGCAACAAAUAAAUAAAUGAUGGUGUAAAAAAAUUUA